This is a messenger RNA of Arabidopsis lyrata subsp. lyrata, 1989 nucleotides long. RefSeq names its product transcription factor TGA4. The transcript is spliced from 9 exons. Gene Ontology annotation, biological process: DNA-templated transcription; regulation of DNA-templated transcription. The coding region runs from base 579 to 1673 and encodes 364 amino acids. NCBI's taxonomy places the organism in Eukaryota, Viridiplantae, Streptophyta, Magnoliopsida, Brassicales, Brassicaceae. Gene Ontology annotation, molecular function: sequence-specific DNA binding; DNA-binding transcription factor activity. The record is from RefSeq and is a predicted model, not a curated record.
UUUAUCUUUUGGGUUGAUCAUGAAUAUCAUUAUCUCUGCUUGACUCGAAAAAAGUUCGAAACUUGUGUUUCUCUGAAACUCUUUGAUUCUCUGUUGUUUAUUGUUAAUCGAUGAUUAGGGUUUAUCGUCGUUGACUGCAAAUUGAAAGCUGUAAUUUCUUUCUGAUGGUUGCUUCUGAUAGAUUGGCUAUCUGAUAAUUUGGUUCUAUCUCUUAUCCUCUAUACCUUCUUCUCCGAGUAGACUUUUAAUCGAAUAUUGACUUCUGUACAAGAAUGUCAUAUCAAAUCAGUGAGAGAGAGUAAUGGAAUUUUUUUCCUUAUUGGGAGGUGUUUAAGAUGGUCCACCAUUAGUGGCUAAAAGAAGAAGAUACAGUAGGAUCCAAUAACUCUGACAAUGACAUUUGAAUUUGGUCUGUUUUAGGAAAUGCAAUUAGAGGUUUUGAGAACAUAUUUCAAUGAUCUUUAUCUAAUUGACAACCUUUCAAUAAACACUAGUAAGCACAGGGCUUUUCUGGUGUAUAUGAGACCGAUGUUUCGCCUUAUCAAUGGAGCUUAUAGAAGUAGGGAAGUUGAAGAAACAUGAAUACAACAUCGACACAUUUUGUUCCACCGAGAAGGUUUGAAGUUUACGAGCCUCUCAACCAAAUCGGUAUGUGGGAAGAAAGCUUCAAGAACAAUGGAGGCAUGUAUACGCCUGGCUCUAUCAUAAUCCCGACAAACGAAAAACCAGACAGCUUGUCGGAGGAUACUUCUCAUGGGACAGAAGGAACUCCUCACAAGUUUGACCAAGAGGCUUCCACAUCUAGACAUCCUGAUAAGAUACAGAGAAGGCUUGCACAGAAUCGGGAGGCAGCUAGGAAAAGUCGUUUGCGCAAGAAAGCUUAUGUUCAGCAGCUAGAGACAAGCCGGUUGAAACUGAUUCAUUUAGAGCAAGAACUCGAUCAUGCUAGACAACAGGGUUUCUAUGUCGGAAAUGGAGUAGAUUCAAAUGCUCUUUGUUUCUCAGAUAACAUGAGCUCAGGGAUUGUUGCAUUUGAGAUGGAAUAUGGACAUUGGGUGGAAGAGCAGAACAGGCAAAUAAGCGAACUAAGAACAGUUUUACAUGGACAAGUUAGUGAUAUAGAGCUUCGUUCGCUAGUCGAGAAUGCCAUGAAACAUUACUUUCAACUCUUCCGAAUGAAGUCAGCCGCUGCAAAAAUCGAUGUCUUCUACGUCAUGUCAGGAAUGUGGAAAACUUCAGCAGAGCGGUUUUUCUUGUGGAUAGGCGGAUUUAGACCCUCAGAGCUUCUCAAGGUUCUGUUACCGCAUUUUGAUCCCUUGACGGAUCAACAACUUUUGGAUGUAUGUAAUUUGAGGCAAUCAUGUCAACAAGCGGAAGAUGCGUUAUCUCAAGGUAUGGAGAAACUGCAACACACAUUAGCAGAGAGUGUAGCAGCCGGGAAACUAUGCGAAGGAAGUUAUAUUCCUCAAAUGACUUGUGCUAUGGAGAGAUUGGAGGCUUUGGUCAGCUUUGUUAAUCAAGCUGAUCAUCUGAGACAUGAGACAUUGCAACAGAUGCAUCGGAUCUUAACCACGCGACAAGCGGCUAGAGGUUUGUUAGCAUUAGGGGAGUAUUUCCAGCGGCUUCGAGCUUUGAGUUCGAGUUGGGCGGCUAGGCAACGUGAACCAACGUAAUCAAGGUGCUUAGAUUUCAACAAAGGUUUGAUUGAGUCCUUAGGAAUCAAGAAUGGAGUUUGCUGGUGACUGGAUUUUGGACAAGAACAAGAGUAAUAACAUAAGCUGCUGCUUGAUGGUGAUUCUUGUCUUGCGGCUAAACGAAAUGUUGAAGUUAAGUUGUAAAUAUGAUCAGCAACGUAAAGUUUGUAGCUUUUUAGAAACCAAUUUUCGAUUUUUGUUCUUUUUUCUGUAUGUAAUGUAAUAUUAUAGAAUUACAUAUGAUUUGCUUGUUGUAUAUUUGAUUCCAAUGUGACAUUAAGAAUUUGAUUUAUAA